GAUCUCGCAGAAAGGCGCCGUCUUUUGCAGCGUCGUUAGUGAACAGAAAAAAAAGGGGGAGAAAAAAAAGCGAAGAUGGCUUCUCCAAGGACGAUAACCAUCGUGGCACUUUCAUUCGCACUUGGUCUUUUUUUCGUCUUUAUGGGCACAAUUAAGCUGACACCAAGACUAAGCAAAGAUGCUUAUAGUGAGAUGAAACGGGCGUACAAGAGCUAUGCCAAGGCUCUCCCCGGCUUGAAGAAACUGGGCAUCGGCUCGGUGCUCCUGCGAAAGAUCAUCGGCACGCUGGAAGUGGGCUGUGGGGUGGUGCUGACGCUCGUGCCAGGGAGACCAAAAGAUGUGGCCAACUUCUUGCUGCUGCUGGUCAUGCUAGCGGUGCUGUUCUUCCACCAGCUAGUGGGCGACUCUCUCAAGCGAUACGCUCAUGCCCUAGUUUUUGGCAUCUUGUUGACCUGCCGGCUCCUCAUCGCCAGACAGAGCGAGGACAGGCCAGAGAGGGAGGAAACGAGGGAGCAGCAGGUCAAUGCUGAGGAAAAGAACAAGGUCAAAGUGUCUUAGUCCUAGUUCCUAAGCUGGGCAGAGCCACACCUAGAGGAAAGUUGGAUGUCUCUCUUUGGAUGAUGAAAAUCCUGUAAAAAAAAAUAAAAUAAAAAAAAAGUCGCCACACAAGAGAUAGCUGAGGCCCCUGAUGGUCCCUGAGUCUACCCCCCCCCACCCCCCAUCCCUCCUCCCCUGGCCGACUGAUUGUUCAUUUCACCCGCCCUACUAAAACAUAAAAGCCCUUCACCUGACAUUGGACAAUCACGUGUGGCAACUGUCCUCUUCCAGGAAACGAGACAAUUUAUGCAGCCGUCAUUCCCUCAAUUGUUAAUUGUUUUUCAUUGUCCAUCUCUAUAUAAACCUCUACAUUUAAAACUGAAUUGCAUUUGCAUUACAGAUGCAAUUUUUUGAGUCAGGGUUUUGAUUGCUGAUUAAUGCCAGAUUCAAAUGGAACGUGCUACAUUUUCCGGGGCAGUGUUUCAUAUUAGUAGGUAAUUUCAAUUUCUGAAGAAUAAUUAUUUGGCUUAAGCAUUAUACAUGUGGCUAAACCAUUCUAAUUAGCAUUACCCUCUUAUAUGUAAUGUUCAUACAUGUGCGUUUAUGUUCCAUCUUUAUUUUUUUGUUCAUGCUUAAGAGGAUGUAGAAUGAAAUUACUGUGUGUAUUGGUAUUUUUUUAAAUUAGGCUUCUCCAGUAGUUCUUGUUCCUGUUUUUGCCUAUCAGAAAUGGAAAUCAUUGAAGUGGCCAAAUAAUGGACAGUACUUUUUAGAUUGAUGUGACUUUUUUUUUUUUUCAUUUUGUUUGUUUUGUUUAGCAGACACUAGACACUAGAGCUACAUUCCCUGCUGAUCUGUGGUACCCUUCUUGAGUUUCUGCUCUUGUUUGUAUCUUUGAGGAGAGGGAAAAAAAUGUUUGUGAAGAAAGCAAAUUUUCCACUACUGGCUCAAUGUCCAUCUGAUCCAUCGAUGAUAUCGAUAACAUGCCAUGUAUGAAUAUUCAGUGAAACUGUCUUUGCUUGAAUUUCCUAAGCUCUCAUUUCCUAUUGUGACUCACAUUUGUUCUUGUGGCAUGACAAAAAUAUUCAAGGUGAACGGGGGAAGAAAGCAAAAUAAUACAAGGCAGUCAGUGGUUUGAAGGAUAAGCAGUGUUUAAGUGUGGGAUUAGUGAUCUUUGUUUUUCUGUUUGCAUUGGAUCCUUCUUGACCAGUGGGUGGGACAGGUGCACAUGGUUCUCAUUGGUGAAUAAUUGUUGAACAGUGGAUAAUCAAAGUCCAUAUAUACACAGUAGGCAUGUUUACUGAUCUUUAUCUUAAUAUGAAAGGGGAUGGUAAGGGGUGCAAGGAUGUGUGCUUUUUUGAUGUCACCAAGAGGGGAAAUAACUCAGGUUAAGUAGAAAGAUCUAUAUACUGAGCAUAAAUUAUGAUCAAAAUACAAUCAUGUUGGUGGCUUGGAUUACAAAAAAGCCCUGGUGUGUCACUGUGCUUUGAAUUCUUUAUAGAAAUGUGCAAAAUAAAGAUGUUUGGAGGAAAA
Conger conger (European conger) is the source of this 2067-nucleotide messenger RNA. RefSeq names its product transmembrane protein 35 (gene tmem35). The record is from RefSeq and is a predicted model, not a curated record. The coding region runs from base 76 to 558 and encodes 160 amino acids. Gene Ontology annotation, biological process: chaperone-mediated protein complex assembly; positive regulation of protein localization to cell surface. Lineage: Eukaryota; Metazoa; Chordata; Actinopteri; Anguilliformes; Congridae. The transcript has 2 exons. Gene Ontology annotation, molecular function: acetylcholine receptor regulator activity. Gene Ontology annotation, cellular component: endoplasmic reticulum.